AUGGCUAGCCAGCAGGAUUCAGGCUUCUUUGAAAUCAGUAUCAAAUAUUUACUGAAAUCCUGGAGCAAUACUUCUCCAGUUGGUAACGGAUACAUCAAGCCACCUGUCCCACCUGUUUCUGGUACACAGAGAGAAAAAGGACCUCCAGCCAUGUUGCCUAUCAACGUUGACCCAGACAGUAAACCAGGCGAAUAUGUCCUGAAGAGCUUGUUUGUUAACUUUACUACUCAGGCUGAACGCAAGAUUCGCAUCAUCAUGGCAGAACCUCUUGAGAAGCCACUGACCAAAUCUCUGCAACGAGGAGAAGACCCCCAGUUUGAUCAAGUGAUAAGCUCAAUGAGCUCGCUUUCAGAAUAUUGUCUACCCUCUAUCCUGCGCACUUUGUUUGAUUGGUAUAAGAGACAGAAUGGCAUAGAAGAUGAAUCUCAUGAGUACAGACCAAGAACAAGUACUAAAUCCAAAAGUGAUGAACAGCAGAGGGAUUAUUUAAUGGAGAGAAGAGAUCUGGCUAUUGAUUUUAUUUUUUCUUUAGUAUUAAUAGAAGUUUUGAAACAGAUUCCACUUCAUCCUGUAAUAGACAGUUUGGUACAUGAUGUUAUUAACUUGGCUUUCAAGCACUUUAAAUACAAAGAAGGGUACCUUGGUCCUAACACUGGAAAUAUGCACAUCGUUGCAGAUUUGUAUGCAGAAGUAAUAGGUGUCCUAGCUCAAGCAAAAUUUCCUGCUGUAAAGAAGAAAUUCAUGGCAGAGUUAAAAGAGCUACGGCAUAAAGAACAAAGCCCAUAUGUAGUUCAAAGCAUUAUCAGUCUUAUAAUGGGAAUGAAAUUCUUUCGCAUCAAGAUGUAUCCUGUGGAGGACUUUGAAGCUUCUCUUCAGUUUAUGCAGGAAUGUGCACAUUAUUUCCUUGAAGUUAAAGACAAAGAUAUCAAGCAUGCACUGGCAGGACUAUUUGUUGAAAUUCUUGUCCCCGUAGCUGCUGCUGUUAAAAAUGAGGUGAAUGUCCCCUGUCUGAGGAACUUUGUUGAAAGCCUGUAUGAUACAACCCUUGAACUUUCCUCACGAAAGAAGCACUCAUUGGCUUUGUACCCUUUGGUAACGUGCCUGCUUUGUGUCAGUCAGAAGCAGUUCUUUUUAAACAGAUGGCAUAUUUUCCUCAACAACUGCCUGUCCAAUCUCAAGAAUAAGGACCCAAAAAUGGCUCGAGUUGCACUGGAAUCUCUGUACAGACUACUGUGGGUUUACAUGAUCAGAAUUAAAUGUGAAAGCAACACAGCUACCCAAAGUCGGCUUAUUACUAUUGUCACAACACUUUUCCCAAAAGGGUCCCGUGGUGUUGUACCAAGAGAUAUGCCUCUAAACAUCUUUGUGAAGAUAAUACAGUUUAUUGCACAGGAACGUUUAGAUUUUGCAAUGAAAGAAAUUAUCUUUGACUUCCUUUGUGUUGGAAAACCAGCAAAAGCUUUCAGUCUGAACCCUGAGAGAAUGAAUAUUGGUCUGAGAGCUUUCUUGGUAAUUGCUGAUAGCUUGCAGCAAAAAGAUGGUGAACCUCCAAUGCCAGUGACUGGAGCUGUCCUUCCCUCUGGAAACACUCUCAGAGUGAAGAAAACGUAUUUGAGCAAAACUCUUACAGAGGAGGAAGCUAAAAUGAUAGGUAUGUCAUUAUAUUAUUCUCAAGUAAGAAAAGCCGUGGACAACAUACUCAGACACCUUGACAAGGAAGUGGGUCGGUGCAUGAUGCUAACCAACAUACAGAUGCUUAACAAAGAACCUGAAGAUAUGAUUACUGGUGAAAGAAAACCAAAAAUUGAUCUCUUCAGAACAUGUGUUGCUGCUAUUCCUCGACUGCUUCCUGAUGGAAUGUCAAAACUUGAGUUGAUUGACUUGCUGGCAAGGCUGUCUAUCCAUAUGGAUGAUGAGCUUCGACACAUUGCACAGAAUUCUCUUCAAGGUCUACUUGUUGACUUUGUUGACUGGCGAGAGGAUGUACUCUUUGGUUUUAUUAAUUUUCUACUACGUGAAGUGAAUGAUAUGCAUCAUACCCUUCUUGAUACUUCUCUGAAGUUGCUGCUACAGUUGCUUACACAAUGGAAGCUUGUAAUACACACUCCAGGAAAAGCUUCUGAACAGGCCAAAACCAGAUCUGCAGAGUUGAUACCAAAUGGAUCCAGCCACAGGAUACAGUCUGAAAGAAGCCCCUAUUCUAAUGUACUACAUGCAGUUGAAGGAUUUGCACUGGUCCUGCUGUGUAGUUUCCAGGUUGCUACACGUAAACUAGCUGUUUUAAUCCUCAGAGAGAUCCGUGCUUUAUUCCUGGCCCUUGGCCAAGCAGAGGAUGAUGACAGGCCUAUGAUUGAUGUCAUGGAUCAGUUGAGUUCUUCUAUUCUUGAAAGUUUUAUUCAUGUGGCUGUUUCAGAUUCAACAACAAUCCCAUUAACACACAGUGUGGAUUUGCAGUGUCUGGUGGAGUGGAAUGCUGUCCUAGUAAAUAGCCAUUAUGAUGUGAAAAGUCCUUCCCAUGUCUGGAUAUUUGCACAGUCCGUUAAAGACCCUUGGGUUCUCUGCCUCUUCAGUUUUCUUAGGCAGGAGAAUUUACCAAAACAUUGUCCUACGGCUCUUAGCUAUGCUUGGCCAUACGCUUUCACAAGACUACAGCUGAUAAUGCCUCUUGUGGAUCCAAAUAUUCCUGUUAAUGCAAAGAAAACAAGUACAGCAAGCAGCGGAGACAACUAUGUUACUUUGUGGAGAAACUAUCUUAUUCUCUGUUUUGGAGUAGCAAAGCCCAGUAUUAUGAGUCCAGGACACUUGCGUGCUUCAACACCAGAGAUCAUGGCUACCACUCCUGAUGGAACAGUGAACUAUGAUAAUAAGGCUAUUGGAACUCCAUCUGUUGGAGUCUUACUAAAGCAGCUAGUGCCUUUGAUGAGACUUGAAAGCAUAGAAAUAACAGAAUCACUUGUAUUAGGAUUUGGAAGAACAAAUUCCCUUGUUUUCAGGGAAUUAGUAGAAGAACUUCACCCACUAAUGAAAGAAGCCCUAGAAAGAAGACCAGAGAACAAGAAACGUCGAGAACGCCGAGAUCUACUAAGACUACAGUUACUACGAAUUUUUGAACUACUUGCUGAUGCUGGUGUUAUAAGUGACAGUACAAAUGGAGCCUUAGAAAGAGAUACAUUAGCCCUUGGAGCCUUGUUCUUAGAGUAUGUUGAUCUGACUCGCAUGCUUCUGGAGGCUGAAAAUGAUAAAGAAGUCGAAAUCCUUAAGGAUAUGAGAGCACAUUUCAGUGCAAUGAUUGCCAACUUGAUUCAGUGUGUUCCAGUUCACCACAGGAGAUUUCUCUUCCCUCAGCAGAGCUUGAGGCAUCACCUGUUCAUCUUAUUCAGCCAGUGGGCAGGACCUUUCAGUAUUAUGUUCACACCGCUAGACCGUUACAGUGAUAGAAAUCAUCAGAUUACAAGAUACCAGUAUUGUGCAUUAAAGGCCAUGUCAGCUGUCCUCUGCUGUGGACCUGUGUUUGAUAAUGUUGGUCUUUCCCCUGAUGGAUAUCUUUACAAAUGGCUUGAUAACAUUCUGGCUUGUCAAGAUUUACGUGUUCAUCAGCUUGGCUGUGAAGUUGUAGUCCUCUUGCUAGAGCUGAAUCCUGAUCAAAUCAAUCUCUUCAACUGGGCUAUAGAUCGAUGUUAUACUGGAUCAUACCAGCUUGCCUCUGGAUGUUUCAAAGCCAUUGCAACUGUGUGUGGAAGCAGGAACUAUCCUUUUGAUAUAGUGACGCUUUUAAACUUGGUGCUGUUCAAGGCAUCUGACACCAACAGAGAGAUUUAUGAAAUUUCCAUGCAACUUAUGCAGAUCCUUGAAUCAAAGCUUUUUGUUUAUUCAAAAAAGGUAGCUGAGCAGCGACCAGGCAGUAUCUUAUAUGGUACACAUGGUCCAUUGCCACCUCUUUACAGUGUCUCACUUGCCCUUCUUUCAUAUGAACUGGCAAGGAUGUAUCCUGAACUUACCCUUCCGCUAUUUUCAGAGGUAAGUCAGCGAUUUCCAACAACACAUCCAAAUGGAAGACAGAUCAUGCUUACCUAUCUGCUGCCAUGGCUUCAUAAUAUUGAACUUGUAGACAACAGACUGCUCCUCCCUGGCUCAAGCCCUACCACUCCAGAAGAUGAACUGAAGGACAAGGAUGGGGAAAUAACAGUCACAAGUGGACUAAAAGGCAAUGGCUGGGGCUCUCCUGAGGCCACCUCACUGGUUCUUAAUAAUCUCAUGUAUAUGACAGCCAAGUAUGGAGAUGAAAUUCCCGGACCAGAGAUGGAAAAUGUCUGGAAUGCUUUGGCCAACAAUGAAAAAUGGAGUAACAACCUUAGGAUAACACUGCAGUUUCUCAUUAGUUUGUGUGGUGUUAGCAGUGAUACUAUCCUUUUACCUUAUAUAAAGAAGGUUGCAAUAUAUCUAUGUCGCAAUAACACUAUUCAGACAAUGGAAGAGCUUCUUUUUGAGUUGCAGCAAACUGACCCAGUGAACCCAAUAGUCCAGCAUUGUGAUAAUCCUCCAUUUUACCGUUUUGCUGCCAGUAACAAAGCCUCUGCUGCAGCUUCAGGAACCACCUCUAGCAGUAACACUGUUGUAGCUGGCCAAGAUAGUUUUCCAGAUGUAGAGGAGAACAGAAUGGUGAAAGAGACUGAUGAAAGGUUCGGUAAUGUAAUCAGAGCACAUACCCGGCUAGAAUCAAGGUACAGUAAUAGCUCUGGAGGAUCUUAUGAUGAUGACAAAAAUGAUCCUAUUUCUCCAUAUACAAGCUGGUUAUUGAAUAUUGUUGAAACCAAACAACCACAUCCUCUGCCCAUGCCUUACAAUGGAGGAUGUUGGGCACCACUUGUGGACUACCUCCCAGAAACCAUCACACCCCGAGGACCCCUUCAUAGGUGCAAUAUUGCUGUCAUCUUCAUGACUGAGAUGGUAGUGGAUCACAGUGUGAGGGAAGAUUGGGCUCUUCACCUCCCUUUAUUGCUACAUGCUCUCUUUUUAG
Molecule: messenger RNA, 5017 nt
Organism: Tauraco erythrolophus (red-crested turaco)
Lineage: Eukaryota; Metazoa; Chordata; Aves; Musophagiformes; Musophagidae
Source: RefSeq, a predicted model, not a curated record